Oryza sativa Japonica Group (Japanese rice) is the source of this 1156-nucleotide messenger RNA. Its product is annotated as membrane-associated progesterone-binding protein 4. Lineage: Eukaryota; Viridiplantae; Streptophyta; Magnoliopsida; Poales; Poaceae. Gene Ontology annotation, cellular component: endomembrane system; membrane. The record is from RefSeq and is a predicted model, not a curated record.
GCCCACUGGCCCAGUCAACUAAUCCUCCCGCUCCGCUGCCUUCGCGGGCCGUCCCCUUCCACUCCGACGAGCUCCCGUAAACCAACUCGACGGUCGCCACCGUCGCCGUUGCCGUCGUGUCUCAGGCCCUCGAGGGUUCGUCAGUCUAGUACUGUGUGAGCGGUGAGGUGGCGGCGGCUGGUGGAUCUCACGGGAGCCUGAGGUAUGGUGCUUGGCGCUCGCCUCCUCCUGGGCCUCGCCCUCCUCGCCGCGCUGCUCGCCGUCGUCCUCCAGCUCUACCGCCUCAGGAAGCCGAGGUUGUGGACCAAGGAAGAGUUAGCAGUGUACAAUGGAACGGACGAGAGCUUGCCCAUACUACUUGGGAUUUUGGGCUCGGUGUUUGAUGUCACAAAAGGGAAGUCGAAUUAUGGUCCUGGAGGUGGUUAUCAUCACUUCGCUGGCAGGGAUGCAUCACGUGCAUUUGUUUCUGGGAAUUUUACAGGUGAUGGUUUGACAGAUUCUUUACAGGGCUUAUCUAGCAUGGAGGUAAACAGCAUUGUUGACUGGAGAAAAUUUUACUUCGAGAGAUACAUAUUCGCUGGUAAAAUCGUUGGACGCUACUACGACGAUGAAGGCAACCCUACAAAAUAUCUCAAGGGUAUAGAGAUGAAGGCAAAGAGAGGUGCUCAGCUUCUUGAGAAACAGAAGAGUGAAGAAGCUAAAAUACCCAACUGUAAUUCGAAAUGGAGCCAGCAAGAGGGUGGUGAAGUUUGGUGCGAAACAGGCUAUCCAAGAUUAGUCAGAAGACCAGGUGACAUAGCUCUGACGGGGCAAGUUAGCCAGCGGUGUGCCUGUUACAAGGAGGAGGAGUUGGACAAGGCUGGCCUGGUUGUGUACGAAGGGUGUGAUUAUUUGUCUACAUCUUGCAAAGUGAGUUAGGAUAUGUACAUCUCCUUCUCUUGCCCAUGUAGUUGUCUACGGCUGCCCACUGCUUAUCUGCAAGGCUGCUAAUGGUAAUCAUACACGAAAAGCCCCAGUAUGGGCAGAAUACAUCAUGAUCAUCGAUUUUGCAAGUAGUGGAUCGAUCUAUGUCUGAAUUUCUGGAUAUACAGAGCAAUCGUUUUGCUUCUGAAUUGAAGAUACGCAAUUGAUUGGAAGACUACUCACCAUCAAACCA